AAGAGAAGUACUGAAACUGGUUUAUUCGCUAAUCACCUUCUCCUCUUUGUCAAAUCACCUGCUUCUCCUCGUCGAUCCAUUUAACGUUCACAAUUUCUUGCACCCACAAACAAACUCCGUGUUUAGCUGUAGUAGUUUCUUUAGCCUUUCCGUAAGUCCCAAAUCAGGACCUGCCUAGUUUCCUGUAUGGCAACAAUUACAGGGUUCAAUGCCCACACUCCCUCUCUACACAUUUUCAAUGUCACACAUGCAAUGCUUUCUUCACCCACUUCUACAAUCUCCGCGCUUGCAAAGAAACACCCACUUAAUCAUUCUCCCAAAUUAAGCAACUCUCAACCAGCCCAUUUCCGUGAAAAAACAUGGAGUAGCGGAAAAUAUAGCAGCAAGAGGGAGGGCAAGAUAAUACUCUGUUCAAUAAAUAAGCUUGCAGAAACCGAGUCAAUUCCUUUAGAAGAAAAUCCAAGACAUCUAGCUGAAAAGCUUCCAUCUGCUACUGGUGUGUAUGCCAUGCAUGAUAAGAAUGGAGAGCUUCAGUUCAUCGGUAUUUCUAGGAUGGUUUCCAACAGUGUCCUCUCUCAUAUUCGAGAUGUCCCAGAGCUAUGCGGAUCAGUAAAGAUUGCUCUUGUUGAUGCACCUGAUCGUGCUGCUUUGACUGACGCAUGGAAGCUUUGGAUGGAGGAGCACAUAGCUGUUAAUGGAAAGGUUCCUCCUGGAAAUGAAUCUGGGAACAACACAUGGGUAAAGAAGCAGAGACAAGCCAAGCCUGAUCUUCGACUUACACCUGGUCAACAUAUGCAGCUAACGGUGCCUUUGGAGCAAUUGAUUGACAAAUUAGUAAAGGAGAAUGAGGUGGUAGUCUUUAUUAAAGGUUCAAGAACUGCUCCGCAAUGUGGUUUUUCUCACAAAGUCUUGACAAUAUUGAAUGAGCAAGGAGUAGAUUAUGAGUCGGUUAAUGUUUUUGAUGAAGAGUACAAUCCUGGAUUAAGGGAGACUAUGAAGGUAUAUAGUGGUUGGCCUACAUUCCCUCAAGUGUUUGUUCGAGGAGAGUUGAUAGGAGGUGCUGAUAUCUUAUCUGAGAUGGCAGAAAAAGGGGAACUCCAGGACCUUUUUAGGGUUAAGAAAUAGAGAAAGAAGUUUUUAUGUAAAAUAUUGGAAAAGAAGCAUGCAAACAAGAGAGGGAUUGCAAUCGCUAUGUUGAACAAUAAGACAUUUUGUUGUUUCGUGAUCAGUUAUUUCUCAAGCCGCGACAAUCUUUUCCCUCAGUUUGCCAGUGUCUGCUACUAGCUACAGGGUGUAAUAAUUUAAUUAACAGUACAGACUGCAGAAAAAUGAAAUGUCAGUGAAUCCUAGAUUUUUUACUAAUGAGCACUUGGCAUCUUAGGAGCACUUUUCUUCUCCAUAAAAAUAUACUGCUAGUGAAGUGUUUAUACUUAUUGGAUGAUUUUAUUUAUAAUAAAAAAUGUAAUAAAAUGUUGAUAUGUAAGGUGAAA
Messenger RNA from Cryptomeria japonica (Japanese cedar), 1490 nucleotides. RefSeq names its product bifunctional monothiol glutaredoxin-S16, chloroplastic. The transcript has 2 exons. The record is from RefSeq and is a predicted model, not a curated record. The coding region runs from base 187 to 1125 and encodes 312 amino acids. Lineage: Eukaryota; Viridiplantae; Streptophyta; Pinopsida; Cupressales; Cupressaceae.